Molecule: messenger RNA, 5583 nt
Organism: Malaclemys terrapin pileata
Lineage: Eukaryota; Metazoa; Chordata; Testudines; Emydidae
Gene: MKRN2
Product: makorin ring finger protein 2
Exons: 8
Coding region: 101-1357 (418 amino acids)
Biological process (GO): protein polyubiquitination
Molecular function (GO): metal ion binding; ubiquitin protein ligase activity
Source: RefSeq, a predicted model, not a curated record
GUGUUAGUUCCCUCAGAAGGAGUCCGGGGCUCAGCGGAACCAACCAAGAGCGAGCGGCGCGGGGGGAGCGCGUCGGUUGCCGGCGGGGGCGGCCGGAGACAUGAGCACUAAGGAGGUGACCUGCAGGUAUUAUAUGCAAGGGGUGUGUCGAGAAGGAAGCAGGUGUUUGUUUUCACAUGACUUAACUACAAGCAAACCCUCUACUGUCUGCAGAUACUACCAGAAAGGACAAUGUGCCUAUGGAGCUCGCUGCAGAUAUGAUCACACCAGACCAUCUGGGUCUGGUGGUGCAGUGGGUACUGUGCCACCCAGCCUUUCUGCACCAUCGUUCAACAGCCCUAAUCCUCUGCCAGAGCAUAACAUGCCUGUAAUCAAGAGCAAAACACAUGAGCCUGGAAAACGCAAAAAGAGAACAUUAGUGCUUAGGGACAGAGAUUUAUGUGGUUUGAGUGAAGAACAGGUGAGACACAGUGCCAUGAGUGACUCAGUAUGUUGCAGUGACAAAAAUGAUAAUCUGGAAGUGAAGCCCCAUUCAUAUUUAGAAGCUAUUCGCAGUGGGCUCGAAGAAGAUUCAGUGGCUGGAAGUUCCUAUGCUGAUGGACAGCAGCUAUGUCCCUAUGCAGCAGCUGGGGAAUGCCAGUUUGGUGACCGGUGUCUUUACCUCCAUGGAGAUGUGUGUGAAAUCUGUGAAUUGCAAGUACUUCAUCCCUUUGACCCAGAGCAGAGGAAGGCUCAUGAGAAGAUGUGCAUGGCAGCAUUUGAACAUGAGAUGGAGAAGGCCUUUGCCUUUCAGGCAAGUCAGGACAAAGUAUGCAGUAUCUGCAUGGAAGUGGUGUAUGAGAAACCAUCGGCCUCGGAGAGAAGGUUCGGAAUCCUUUCCAAUUGCAAUCACAUCUACUGUUUGUCCUGCAUCCGGCAGUGGAGGUGUGCCAAACAGUUCGAGAAUCUAAUCAUAAAAUCCUGCCCGCAGUGCCGAGUGACAUCAGAGUUUGUAAUUCCUAGUGUAUACUGGGUAGAAGACCAGAACAAGAAAAAUAAGCUGAUUGAGGCAUUUAAGCAGGGAAUGGGGAAAAAGGCCUGCAAAUACUUUGAACAAGGAAAGGGAACCUGCCCAUUUGGAGGAAAAUGCCUUUACCUUCAUGCUUACCCUGAUGGGACACGAGCUGAACCUGAGAAACCACGAAAACAGCUCAGCUCAGAGGGGACUGUGCGGUUCUUCAAUUCUGUUCGGCUCUGGGAUUUUAUUGAAGACAGAGAAAGUAGGACUAUACCCAAUGCUGAAGAUGAAGUGACUGAGCUUGGAGAGCUUUUCAUGCACCUCUCAGGGGCAGAUCAAGAGUCUGCCACUCCUCAAUAAAGGGAACUAAGGAACAAAAGUUCUGUUUUCACUGCUUACUUAAAGGUGGUUUUGGUUUUUACAGGAAAAAUAUAGCUUACUGGGGAGGUUCUUGUAGAACUUUUGUAUAAUCUGUAUACAAACAAUAGUACAGAAGGCUAUUAAAUAAAAAACUAACACGUGUAUAGGGAAAGGGAGGUUUGGGGGUGAUUUUGUGCAUAAACAGCAAGGGUAAGUUGCCAAACCUUUUUCAACACCUAGUUCUUUAAUAUCCUAGGCCUAACACUGCAAACAGUUACCUCUCUCCCCCUCAACAGAAGUGGGUUCAGUAAACUCUACUCUCACCACCUUGUCUCUCUGAAAGUAAAAGGCUGCAUGGUGAAAUGCACUAGUAUAGCUAGAACAGAUAAAACCUAGUUACAAGUGAAUGUAUAAUCCCCUCCUAAAGUGCAUCACAGUAGGAAGACAGACUUGUACCUUGCUGAAUUUUCCAGACUAAUUUUCCCAAGACAUUGGUGCAAACACCUUACUUUUUUAGAAAGAACUCAAGGUGCUUGGUUUGACAGCUCAUCCAAGGGACAGCACUUCAACCAGCUGUGUUCCUUUCUUGGGCAUUAUUUCUAUACACACACCUUAUGGAAUGCCCUCUAAACAGCAUUUACUGGAGCAAGUACAUCCAUGGACUGAUCCACACAAACAAGUUGAGCUGACAGAAUUGCAGUACAGGGUUGCAGGUGUGGCUAGACCUGCUUCGUAGUAGAAAUCCUGCAUCUGAUGUCCAAAUUGGAUAUUGUGCAAAGAGAAACUGGGGUAAUCUUUGUCUGGACAUUGAUUCGCUACAAGUAGUAUAGUGGAGAGAGUGUUUGAAAACUGCAAUACUGCUACAUAUAUUCAAACUGAAGAUAUAUGCAAGAAUGAUCAACAGUCUGAUUAAUUCAUUCUAGAGUCAGUAAAAUGUGACUAGACUGCUCUAUAAUCCACUAGAACAUGUUGCCUAAGCCCCUAGAAUUGCCAUGAUCAGUGGCAAUUUAACUGUACGUAGUGGAUUUCAAUUACAGAAGCAAACUAAAUUUCUCUUAAAAUUAAAUGCAGCAAUUUACAUGCAUCCCCGAGAUGAAAGUUACACAUCUUACAAUGUCUCCAAGAAACUAGAAGCUAAAGAGGUCAGUCACUAUAAUGGUCCAAAUAACCUCUGCAUGGUUGCCGUGGAACCCUUUGCCCUCCCCAGGGUUCUCAGAUCAUGGUCUUGCUCAGACUUACGAACCGAAGUCAACAACACACCUCAUUUGGAUCUGUUAGUACACAAUCAGGCAGCAGCACCAGCGACCCAAAAAAAAAAAGGCCACUACAGUACAGUAUUGUGUUACAUGUAAACUACUACCAAAGUUUAAACAAAAGAUUUGACAUGGUAAGGAAACUUUCUGUGCUUGUUUCAUUUAAAUUAAGAUGGUUAAGAGCAGCAUUUUUCUUCUGCAUAGUAAAAUUUCAAAGUUGUCAAUGUUUGCUGGUAAACUUUUGAAAGAACCACUAUAAUGGCUUUUUUUAGCAUUAGGAACAACCUCCACUCCCAAGGUGUUCGUAAUUCCAAGGUUCUCCUCUCAUUCUAAGGUUGGCAGCUGGCUACUUUCAUAUGUAGCUUUCACUUUUAAGUUAUACAUGUUCUAUCCAGAAGGCACUUGCAUGCUUCUUCCUUUCUGGCCUCUGCUCCAAGUGAAAAGGGAGAAGCCAUUUGGAGAAUCUGUCAGUGCUUCUGGGCAUGUGUACACAUAUGCACCUAUUGCUGAUUGAUGGAGAAAGGUAAUUAUUUUCCAGUAGUGUGUGGUAGAAAUUUAGCUGACUUUGUGCAGGUUGUGCUAGGUUAUUCCUGCAGAUAAUUUAAGUGUACUAACUUACAAAAUUGAUUAGGUGAACUUCACAAAAGUGAACAUGUCUGGCUGAAAGUUUAGAUUAAUGGACAGAGUAAACAAUGAAAUGCCAGCACCACAGCCCAGAGGCUCUCAACCUUUCCAGACUAUUUUACCCCUUCAAGAAGUCUGUCUUACAUACCCCACGUAUCCCCUCAAACUAUUUGCUUACAAAAUCAGACAUAAAAUACAAAAGUGUCACAACACACUAUUACUGAACAAUUGCUUUCUCAUUUUUACUAUAUAAUUAUAAAAUAAAUCAAUGGGAAUAAAAAUAUUGUACUUACAUUUCAGUGUAUAGUAUAUAGAGCAGUAUACAUAAGUCAUAUGAAAUUUCAGUUAGCUGUGCUGACGUCACUAGUGCAUUUUAUGUAGCCUGCUGUAACACUUGGCCAAUAUCUAGAUAAGUUGAUGUACUCCUUGAAAGACCUGUGUAGGGUGACCAUUUUUCUUAAAGUAAAAGGGGACAGGCUGGGACUGAUCCACAGAGCUCGGGGGGGGACCUGCAGCGAGGCUGGGGAUGACCUCCUGAGCCCCGCUGAGGGGGUCAGCUCUGAAGGCAGUGCUACCCACCAGCAUCAAAUUUCUCUGGGACAAAUGCCCGGUUUUGGUGAAAAAGUAAGGAUGGCCAGGACAGCUGAAAAAGGGGACUAUCCAGACCAAAACAGGAUAUGUGGUCACCCUACCUCUGCAUACCCUCAGGGGUACGCAUACUCCUCGUUGAGAACCACUGCUUUAGCCAACAUCUUCAGUAUAAGUAGUUUUUCAAACAGAACUUUGUGUACAAAGAAGGAGCAAGUAAAGGGGCACAAGGAACAGGUGGAGACAUAGUUAAAUGAUUUGAAGAGAGCUCACACUUACUCCCCUCAGAGGCAGCACCCCACAUCCAAUUUAGGAUAUUGGGAUUGCAUACUUAGAACAAGCCUGAAGAUUUACAUGGCCUUCAUUAGGCAUCAUUUUUAUAUAAAAGAAUAUGGAAGUUUCAACUAUCUGUUCCACAACUAGAAAAUGUGCAGUGCUGUCCCUUAUUUGUAGCUCAGGAUACUAAACUUAAUCUCACUGGAGAAGGUUGUAAUUUAACUAUGUCUGGAUAGUAAGAUCACGAUUACUAUGAAACUUUUCCUGUGCCCGGCUCCUCCAAGUAUUUUUGACACACGUUUCUACUUAUUUUAAUGCCUAGAGGCCUCCAUUAGGAUCAGAUCUAUACAACUAGAGAGUAAAAUGGCAGUCCGUCCCUCCAGAAAUUACAAUCUAAACUGAGAAAAAUAGCAGGAGUAACAAACAAUGGGAGAGAGAAUGAAGGAAACAGCAACAAGAAUGUAUGGCAGCAUAGACAAGCUACAUUCAGCAAGAUGGUCAGGCUUGUACUGUAAGAUUAACACUGUAACCAAGAGUCCCAUGCCAAUCAUCUAUAGACCUUCGACCAUUCACUUUUUCUAUACGAACAACUGUGCCACUACCUUUCUGUGACUUAUCUUCAGCAUUCUGCUGCAUGUCGUUAGUUUUGGAAAGGAUAUCUGCAUUAUUUCCAGUACUGAAGAGUAGCUCCUCCCAUAAAAAACAUAUCAUAGGUAACCAAACUGCAGCACUGUCCUGCUUUUGUUUGCUUUAAUUUUGAAAUCCUUUAAGCAAGACAAUUCCUUAUUUAUCUUUGUCAGCAAGGCAGCAGGAGAUGCCAUAUGCUGUAGUAUUUAUUAAACAAGACAACUAUGGCUAAAUUUUCAGUGUCAUCUAGGGAAUUUUGAUGCCCAAUUUCCAUUAAAAUUAGCACCCAAAUUCCCUUUAGAACAUAUAUAUUUUGUAGGGGCUAGCUGGAACCAUGGCUUGGUGUACUAGCCUUUCACUCCUGGAGUAAAAUGUUUAUUACAAUCAAAGUUACACACCCCUUAAUCUUAGGGUAAAGAUUUAAAAUUGUAUUAAGUUACGAGUGAAUCUGUUCAGUGGCUUAGAACUUAAAUUAUUCCUUUUUGAAACCCAGAACAUGUUGUAUUUUUCCAAUCCUCUUAGAAUUUUUUUCUUGUAAAACAUAUUUAAGGACUGGUAGCUGUAGAACAGAACAAAAUAGUUCAUACUUUGUUACCAACAACGUGUUGUGGAUUAGGGUGAUUCUUCGAUGACAUCAGAAUGAUCGAGCUGAAUUUAACCAAAUAUUUGAACAUUAAGGGUAAUUUCACUUCACUGCUCGUUUAGUCUUUGUAAUGCUGAAAUUUUGUAAUGGUUAUACAAAACUACUUCAACCUUAAUGUUAAGCUAAGGUUUUUUUGUGUGGGAACAUUUAUUCUGGUAACAAGAACCUUGCUGAUCUGCAGGGAGUAAAAAUUAAAAGGUACCUCAGAAUUUUGA